UUCUGGCGGAUUGUCUGUGUGUAUAAAUGUAUAUAUAUAUGCAUAUUUUCUAACUAAAUACAUAGUUGUAUGUCGUCAUCAUAAGUAACAGCCGUGGGGGUCGAAUCAUGGGAAUACAUUUUCAAAAAAUUCUUCUAGUUGGUGCCAUUAUCAUUGGUUUCAUUUCAAUAUUGUCCAUUCUGGUUUGCAAAUUGCUACAAGAAAAAAUUCCAAAUGUCUUGAAACUGGAGGAUAGGGAAUUUUCAUUUGACUAUGUAGUUGUUGGUGCUGGAACGGCUGGAUCCACACUUGCCUCUCUGCUAACAAAGCACAGCAAUGGAAGUGUGUUGCUUGUUGAAGCUGGCGGCUCCUUUGGCUACCUUAGCCGAAUCCCGCUGCUCACCACAUUCCAACAGAAGGGCAUAAACGAUUGGUCAUUCCUCUCAGCGCCGCAGAAGCAUUCUUCAAAAGGCUUGAUUGAACAGCGUCAAUGCCUGCCACGGGGAAAGGGAUUGGGCGGGUCAGCGAAUUUGAACUUUAUGUUGCAUUUUGAUGGCCAUGGACCUGACUUUGACUCGUGGCACACGUUGCACAACUUGAGUGACUGGAGCUGGGAUCACAUGCGUCCAUUUAUGAUAGCUGCCAAACCAAAACCUGUAGAUCUAUAUGAGAUUCCAAGCAGUUACUCCACGCUUACGGAAGCGUUACUUGAAGCUGAAUCUGAGUUUGGUUAUAAAACAUGGAAAUUUAGACGCUCUGCUUACAACAUUAAGAAUGGAUUGCGACACUCUGUGCUUCAUCAAUUUCUUCUGCCCGUGCUCAAGAACGUCAAUCUGCGUCUGCUACCCCAGGCUCUGGUGAAGCGUAUUAAGCUAUCUUCAAAGCCCACGUUGGGUGCCAGCUCUAUCCUGGUGGGCAUCAAGGAUGAGAACAACAAGGAGUUGGAGUUGAACAUUAGAGUGCGACGCGAGCUGCUGCUGUGUGGGGGCGCCUAUCAAACACCUCAGCUGCUCCUGGCCUCUGGCAUUGGCGACAGCACACAGUUGGCUCGGUUGCAGUUGCCGGUGCAACAUCAUUUGCCGCUGGUGGGUCAUGGUUUGCAUGAUCAUUUUAAUGUGCCGCUUUUUGUCUCUAUGGGCAUCGUUGGACCCACUCUUAACCAGCGAAUAAUUCUCAGUCCAGUAAAUCUAUAUAACUAUUUAAGCACCGGCACUGGAAGCUUUGGCAAUUUCGGAGUAUGUGGACAUCUUGCUAGUCACGACGAAUCUUUGCCGUUUGGCAUCACAUUUUUUGGCGCUGGCGCCAUUGACGAAACUGCUCUCAUGUCCAUCUCAAAUUUCAAGCGGGCGGCAUUUCGGGCGCUCUUCCCACGAUAUCACAAUGCCACGCAGGAGGGAUUUGUGGCCAUAUCCAGCUGCCUGCAGCCUAAGUCUAGGGGCUCUGUGUCGCUGCUGCACAAGAGCAUGCGCAGGAAUCCCCUAAUUGAUCCUAACUAUCUGAGCGAUCAACAGGAUGUGGCAUGUACCAUUGUCGCAAUCAGGAAUGCUGUAAAGGUGAUUACAUCCUCCGCUUUUGCAAAGCUACAGCCGCGAAUUCAUUGGCCCAAGUUGCAGGAAUGCGCCAAUUUCGGACCAUUUGAAAGGGACUUUCUUAAAAACCAGCCGUCGGAUCAAUAUCUAGAAUGUCUUAUGCGACACAUUGGUCUCAGCUCACAUCAUCCAGGUGGCAGCUGUGCUCUGGGAAGCGUCGUCGACUCGCAACUUCGAUUACAUGGUAUUCCCAACAUGCGAGUUGUUGAUGCCAGCGUGCUGCCCCGGCCAAUCUCCGGUAAUCCCAAUACUGUCAUCGUAGCUAUUGCCAUGCGUGCAGCCUCUUGGAUACUAAAGGACGAGUUACGAGAUAGUAUGUCUAACUAAAACCGAAUUACUAGCUAAUAUUUAUUAUCAAAUUUGUUAAUAAAAUGUCUAUUUUAAAAAUUAGAUUUAA
Messenger RNA from Drosophila innubila, 1965 nucleotides. RefSeq names its product neither inactivation nor afterpotential protein G (gene ninaG). The transcript is spliced from 5 exons. NCBI's taxonomy places the organism in Eukaryota, Metazoa, Arthropoda, Insecta, Diptera, Drosophilidae. Gene Ontology annotation, molecular function: flavin adenine dinucleotide binding; oxidoreductase activity, acting on CH-OH group of donors. Bases 108 to 1895 code for a protein of 595 amino acids. The record is from RefSeq and is a predicted model, not a curated record.